Molecule: messenger RNA, 7227 nt
Organism: Pocillopora meandrina
Lineage: Eukaryota; Metazoa; Cnidaria; Anthozoa; Scleractinia; Pocilloporidae
Source: the annotation of a GenBank genome assembly
UAAAGAGCAGUUUCCUUACAAUAGCUUCCCAGGAAAUACGAUUCUACGAAAGUUGUGGCUUCAUAUUAUUUCAAGUGAGGGAGGAAUUUUCGUUCAACAAAAGAUCAUCGUGUAUUCAGUGCUCACUUCGAAAGGGCUAAAAUCACACUAAACAACGAACCAACUGUGGCUUCUCUAUAAAAACCUUACUCUAAAGUGGCAAUAACACUUAGAGGGUCCCUUUUUCGCGUCGAAGAGAUUGAAAAAAACCGAGCCAAUAAACGUGGAGGAAAAUCGAGACAGUAUGGUCAAUGAACUACUUGCUCUGCACAGACAGGUGAGUAUUUAACAAUUUUUCGCCUUAGUGGAGGUAAAUAUCCACUACUUUCACCAACACUGAGGUAAAUAAUUAUUUAGUACAUACGAAACAGAAACCAAACUUCUUUUAUUUCUGUCGAUGGACCGAAAAGUGGCGGUGGGAAAUUUAACUCCUUAUCUGGGGCCUAAAAGAGCCGGAAUCCGGCCAGACUGCGUCCCUUUUACGCGUCGAAGACAUUGAGAAAAACCGAGCCAAUGUGUCGGAGGAAAAUCGAGACGGUAUCGUCAAUGAACCCUGUCACGCAGACCAAAUAAUCACACUCAGAAAAUAACUUGCAACACUUGAAUUUCGUGAUCUAAUGAUGUUGCAUUUAGAUAAAUAUACACGUUUAACGCCACAAGAUGAAUACACAUCAUCUAUUUGCCAGAUAGACGAAUAUUUAGAUGUAAAGAUGUGUAGAUGUGAUUCGACUGAAAGUAGGUAAUUUGAAAUAUAAAUAUCUAAGUUCAUAUAUAACAACAACAAGAGUAACGACAAAGCUAAAUGAAAUAGAAACGAACUUGUAACGUACCAAGGUCCUUCAGUAAAACUAAAAAGCAACACGGCGCUACCAAAAACUAACGAAACGACUUCUCUCUAGUCUUUAAGAUGAUUUCGAUGCUUUCCAUGGCUUUGCUUCUAGUUUUUCCAUCGAGUGUCUAGAUUUCUUUAGCAGAUUAUGUACAUUGUUUGUCGCCACGGUGCAUCGAGGUUUCAUGUUUACCAAACUCGCUCAGUUGCGUAUUUCGUUCACAAAUUAUUUUUUAGAUUAACAUAGUUCCUCAGACCUUUCCUAAAGCACUCGAGAGAUCGCAAAUCGGAGUAAUAAUUUCCCCUUUCUUUUCGGUGAGUGAUUUCUAGGAAACGGGUCAUGAAGUCGCAUGUCUGGACAAUGGCGUCGCACGUUUUUCAUUUAAUUUAGCCGUUUAUUUUAAUUCAGCACGCAAUUUAUUAUCUUCACAAAGAUUUUUUUGAUACCACUGUCUUAGAUUUACCAUUAUAGGUUAAAUUAACCGAAGUAAAGGUAACUUUUAAAGGCAUAGAGUAUUUUUUCCACGAAUCCCAAAAGCGUCAUGUCUUUCCGCGAUGUUCGCGUAGCUCUUUUCUUGAUGAUUGCAAAAACAAUUCUAAGAAAGAUAUAAAGUAAUUUUUGGUGAUAGUCUCCCUGUAAAUAAGCAAAAUGUGUAUAAUGUUCGUCCUCCUUGAACGUCGAGGUUGCAUGUUUACCUAACUCAGUCGUUCAGUUGCGUAUUUCGACCAUAAAGUUGGCUGAGUCGCAUUUGUUGAUCCACCGGCAUUUAAAUUUCACUUUCUUGGUAGCAUAUGUCUUCAGAUCUUUCUCAAAACACUCAAGAGACGCGAAUUAGAGUAACAUUUAUCCCCUCCUUUUCGGUCAGUGAUUUCUAAGAAACGAGUGAAUGUCUGGAAAACCAUUUCUCACGUUUUACCUCACUCACUUUUAUUUAAUCCAGCUAACAAUUUAUUAGCUUCGAAGAAGAGUGUUUUAAUGGCAUUGUCUUGAAUAUAAGAAACUGUUGGUAAAAUUAACUGAAGUAAAGGUAGAAUCCUGAAGCGUGAUAUUAAAGCGUAAUGGCACUGUCUUGGGUCUUUAUUUAAUCCAGCAUGCAAUGUAUUAGCUUCGAAGAAGCGUGUUUUAAUGUCACUGUCUUGGAUCUAAGAACUGUUGGUAAAAUUAACUGAAGAAAAGGUACCUCUGGAAAGCAUAGUGUAUUUUUUUCUGAGAAUCUUGAAGCGUGACAUUAAAGCGUAAUGGCACGGUCUUGGGUCUUUAUUUAAUCCAGCAUGCAAUUUAUUAGCUUCGAAGAAGAGUGUUUUAAUGUCACUGUCUUGGAUCUAAGAGCUGUUGGUAAAAUUAACUGAAGUAAAGGUACCUCUGGAAAGCAUAGAGUAUUUUUCUGGGAAUCCUAAAGCGUGAUCUUAUGUUGUUGUGUGUAGAUAAAUACUACACGUUUAAUGCCACAAAUGAAUGCACAUUUGAUCUAUUUGCCAGAUAGACGAAUAUUUAGAUGUAAAGAUGUGUAGAUGUGACUAGACUUAGAACGGUAAUUUGAAAUUUAAGUAUCUAAGUGCAAAUAUAACAAUAACAAGAAUAACGACAAAGCAGUACAUGAAAUAGAAACAAACUUGUGGCAUAACAAGGUCCAGCAGUAAAACUCAAAAGCAAAACGAAGCAAGCAACAAUUAACGAAACGACUUACUUAGUUGAAAUCAAUUAGCAAUGAGAAUUAUCUAGAUAAAACAACAAGCAUACUGGCGAGAAAUAAAUCACUACCAGAGUAACUUGCUUUUUACAUAUCCUCACGCAGAAACGCGAACUGAAUGGAAUGGUUGAAACAGAGCAUCACAAUAGUAGUUGAAUAGAAAGAAAAACAACGAACAAGCUUAAGGAUCAGUUGGAUGCAAUUGGAUCCAGACAGAGAAGAUGGAACCAGGUAAUAUGCUCUUACUAAUAUUUUCACAUUUUUUCCUCAUUUUUUCUGCACGAUUGCGGAUCCUUCUAAAUACGAGAGGGAAACUUAUUUUUCAGGUUUACUACGGUUGUAGUCAGCUUAUUUGAGGACUAUUGAAAUUCUUCGUGAAUAUUUUGUAAUAUUUUCUCGUAAUAUUUCGAGAUCACUAAUUGAUAACGAUUUCACAAUAAAACUUAGCUUACGCAAGGAGACAAGUUUAUCGGUAUAUUUUAUAGCCGAUUUCAUGGUUGGUUUCCAAAAAAGAAAAAAAUUAAAAAAAAAUUAUUUCAUUCAAAGUCAUGUUGGUCAUAAGAGCGUCGAUGGACUGAAAUAUUAUAGCGCAGCCGCUAGAAUUAAGCUCGGCGCACCGCAGUUGCUGAUGUUCGCUUCUUCUUUUGUUUUUGUCGUUGUUGUCGUUGUUGUUGUUGUUUUUAAUUUAGAAGGCCUAAUCACCUUGUUUGCUUUGAUUUACAGAAGGGUUUCUCGACCUAGAAAUUUUAAAAUGGCAUUGACAUUUGUCAAAGGCGUGAUACAGUCAGUUUUCGAUUAUUUUGUGUUGCCGUUUUCUUUCGUUUUUCAAGGAAUAAAUCAUCAGUUAUACUGAUGGGGUUCUCGCAUGCAAACAUAUAUAUAUAUGUGUAGUUGAUAAUUUAUAUUUGAGGUCUAAAUGCAAUGACGAUUUCACAGUAAACCUUACUCAAGGAAAAAAGUUUAUCGGUAUAUUUUGUAACAUAUUCCACGGUUAAUCAGACAGAAUCUUACUAUUCACUCGUUUCAUCAUUGUCAAAAGUCAUCUCUGAUAAAACUGCGGCGAAAAGUUAUCGACCUCUCGACAAAAUUGUUUCGUCGGACCUCAAAAGAACCCUUCACCAUAUAUUUCCUACCUGCAACUAGCAGUGUUUGCAACCCCGCGAUCCCAGAAACCUUUGCGCACAACACAAGGAUCCGUUUAUUAGCAACUCAAACAUUUGACUCAACCCGACGCGUAAACAGGGUGGGACUGAUAAUAGACAGAAGUCUGAGCGCAGAUCAAUUCUUCAAGGAACAGGAUUAAGAUGGUCUUCAACAUUUUAUUUGUCUUUGGUAAGUUAAAAUACCUUUCGAAACAACUUUCAAAAGCAUCAUUGUCAUGUUGCGUUUUUAGCUGCAAAGCCUUCGCAGGUCUAGCAUAUAAUUCAAACACUGCGAGGCUAUCACUGUGCAAAGACCCAUAGUUUGCAUUCGAAUUUUCAUUGUGAUAUUUGUUUCAUCCGUUUUAGUAAUGAUGUUGACUUCUAUACAGUCUUUCCGAUGAUUUCAUUAGUUUGGAUGGCUUCGUUUCUAGUUUUUCUGUCGAGUUUUUAGUAUUCUUGAGCAGAUUAUGUUUAAUGUCCAUCGCCCUGAAGCGUAAAGGUUGUAUAUUUACCUAACUCGCUCGUUGCCUAUUUCACUCACAAUAUUGGCAAAGUUCCUGUUGUCGAUCCACCAGGAUUUCAAUAUUUUUCUUUGUUGUUGAUAAACUUUCUCAGACCCUUCUUAAAGCAAUUGAGAUUUUGCAAAUCGGAAUAAUUCUUCUCCUUUGUCUUUGGUAAGCGAUGUUGAAGGAACGAAUCUCUAAAAUCGCAUGUUUGGAGAAUCAUUUUGCUCGAUCUUAUUUCAAGAAUGUCACUAUCUUGGAGCUUUAAAUUGUUGGUGAAAUAAACUGAAGUAUUAGUAGCUUUGGAAAGCGUAGAGUAUCUUCUUUUUUCCAAGAAUCCUCGAGCGUCAUUUCUUUCCGCGAAGUGCACUGAUGAUAGCUCUUCGCAAUGCAGGCGUCUCUUUAGGGAGCAUAAACGCUACACAAGCUCGCGAUAAUUGGUUGUUCAGUAUAGGCUAGAUUAUGAGCUGAGUCGCACUAGAGCGCAUUGCUUUCGCGAGUCAACAAUUGGGAACAUUUUUCGCAUUUUCCAAAUUUUGGUUGCGGUUGCAUCAAACUAGUGUUCUUUGAACAAAAACGAACUGAUUGAUUCGUACGUCAAUCAUAAACUCGUCUCGCUGUUUUGAUUGACGGUUGCGCCUCUUGUGCUGGCUAAAAAAAAAAGAAACUCUAGUGCGAACUAAGCCUAUGUUGGAUAUAAAAGUCUCGCUUGUAAUUUUGUAUUUCACGGUGACCUUUGGUUGCAGUUAAACGUUUGGGUGUCAAGUCGUAUUUUUUUAGGAAAUAGCAUGGUUUCUAGGGAUUUCAGUAAAAACAUGGCGAGUGACAUUUGAAAUUCACCAAAAUAUCAUGAGCAGCAAAGCGGCGAGUUGUACAUGGAAGCCCUGUCAUGAAGAACAGGUUGCACUGGGAGAAUGUGAGAAAGUCAUACAAACGCGAGAAGCUACGGAUGGCUUGCAUGACUUUCUCAAAUUCUCCCAGUCCCUUCUCCCUUCCUCCUCGUGUUUAGUUGAGACUAUGUAAACAGAAAACAUCUGGCCAAAUUGGUAAAGCUAUAAACAACGUAUUCAGUGAUAAGGUCCGACUGUUCAGCUGUCGUGAGAAAACCACAGAUCUCGGCAUAGCUGUAUUGACCUCGCCACGUACUCUUUGACAUCAUUCUGGCUAAGAGGUAGUCAACAUGUACAAUUAAUGUAUUUCAAUCAAAUAAUUUUAAUUUGACUUUUCUUUUUUUUUUUUUGCUUUUAUACAGUUUUUCUUGUCGGAAGCAAUGCCGCCCUUUCUAACGUGGGCUCUUGUACUUUCAUGGAGUGUUCGUAAAUGCAAUACUGCUUUUUAUAAAUCGUUGCAGAAGGACCCAAAGGCAAAUUGUGGGUAAGUUCAUUUGAAGAGUGAACGUUCUUAAGGACAUAAGUCUGCCAACUGCCAAACAGCUGUUUGUUAAGUAUCUGUUGGGCUACGAGUGAAAUUUUCCUCAUUUGUUAUUGAUGUCUUACAUUUACCGAACUCCAUAGCCAUUCGUUUCGCAUUCGUUUUUUUGUAGUUUCUAACUGUCAAUUCUCUUUACUAGUCUCUUCUCCAUCCUUCGCCAUCCUGAUGUCUUUUAGUUGGUUGUUGCCUUUUGUUAGUUUUUCUCUUAUCUUCAGCUGUUUUUCUUUUCUUUUUUAAAAUAAAAGCCAGUCUUCAGCCCCACAUAAAAUAUAUCAAAGCAUCUCAAUUUGGUUCGACUGUUUGACCAGGUUUUUAUCUUGUUCGCAUUACAGUGUGGAACUUAGCAAACUGAAGAAUUGUAUUAUCUACGUGAUGAAGGUCUGCGUUGAAGAUUCACUGGAAAAAAGUCAGGUCAGAGAAAUCAUUGACCAGGCCGUGACGGAAGAACAGCAUUGUCUGGAUGGUUCUAUGGAAAUUCCCACCAUGCCGCCAACCGACGGAUCGAUUUGUCCAGCAUCAUUCAGCAAUGAUGCAGACACUUGCCUUCGAUCUUUUCACCAAAAGUUUGCCAAGGACAAAUCAGAUCCCGCUCUUUGCUCGUAAGUUUAACGUAUAUACAUUUUUACAAUAUACAUUUUUUUACAUUUUAUACACUUUAUAUAGGUGGGGGGGGGGGAGGGGAAGAAAGGUGUGCGGACUAAAGGAGCGCGACACUCGUUCUUACAGCUUUACUAUGCAUGCAGUAAUCAGGUUGCUUUAAAAUGAAACAAAAGGAUCACAGAGGUUUGGAGAGGGUUAUGGGCACCCCACGACCACCCUCCCCCCCUUUCCCUCUCCCCCUCCCUACUACGCCCUUGAACCUGCAUUUAUAAAUGCUAAUCACAUAUUUAUUUCUCUGGUGGCUAUGGAAAUAGCGUCUCCCUCAACAUACUCAGGGACACCACACAAUUAAUCUGACGGGACCCAGUGAAUACUUUCCGCUCUAUUAAGAGGCCAGCGCACCAGAUAGUAUUGCACUACUAUAUUCUUUAGAGGACAUUCAUUUUUCUAAUUUAUUUAUUGUUAUUUUUUAUUCAUUUAUUUUUUUAAUGAACGUUAUGAAUUUUGUAUCUUCCAGAGAAAGUGCUAAAGCGAAGAGGUGUUUAAAGAACCUGAUCGAUUCUGACUGCAACUUCCCCUCCUACAUUAAGGAAGUGUUGGACUUGAGUUAUGGUGACUACAAUCCUUUCUGUGCAAACAAUCGGGACCCUGGGGCGACCGGAAAUGAUCAGUGCUCUGGCGUGCAGGAUAAGAGCGGUGAUGCAUUGAAAUAUUUCGAUGCAGCCGCUGGAAUCAAGUCCGGUGUACUGCAGACGAUGAUGUUUGCUUCCUUUUUGUUGUUUUUCGUUUUUAAAGUUUAAAAGGCUUUAGCCCCUUGUUUGUCUUGAGUUACAGAAUAGUUUCUAGACUUAGAAAGUUUAAAAUGACAUUAGACACUUUUCAGAGCGUGUUUCAGUAAAAUGUUUGUGUUAGUUUUUGGUUUUAUAUUGGUUUUGUUUUCUUGUGUUCUUCGAGGGGUAAAUCGUCAUUUAUAGUCGGGGUUUCAGCAUGAC